Orbicella faveolata is the source of this 1436-nucleotide messenger RNA. Its product is annotated as acid-sensing ion channel 4-A-like. Lineage: Eukaryota; Metazoa; Cnidaria; Anthozoa; Scleractinia; Merulinidae. Gene Ontology annotation, molecular function: ligand-gated sodium channel activity. The record is from RefSeq and is a predicted model, not a curated record. Gene Ontology annotation, cellular component: plasma membrane. Gene Ontology annotation, biological process: sodium ion transmembrane transport.
AAAUGGAUUGGUUGUAUGACUUUCUUGUGGAGUGUCAUAGCGAACCAGACUUUCUAUUGAUCCACUUUAUUUCAACUUGUGCUCUGACUCUUCCUGCCAGUUAUGGACUGUUUUGCUGUCUUUUAAAGUCAUUAAUCCCCCUUUUUGAGGACUUAGCAAGUCUUUCAGUUGUGAAUUUGGUUUUACAGAUUAAUACCUAAAACCUCUCUUUGAUGAUUAGGCAUUGAAGUCCAGAACCUUCUCAUCAAUACACCAGGUUUAUUUUGCACCGGGAUUUCCCCAUGGCUAUCCAACGAGAUCUGAGUUUUUAAGGCAAAUAUAUUAAAUACAAAUGCGUUUAACGUUUCCAGCCAACCUCAACGUUUCAGUCUGUGACUGUACUGUCCCUUGCAAUGAGAUCAGAUACACAACAGAGGUGCAUUAUUCCAAGUUCCCGGAUGCAGGUUCUGCGGCUGCGUUACAAGCUGACGGUAUCACCUAUCUACCGUUCGAAUACUUAAGGAAAAACUCUGUGUUUCUUCGGAUUGGCUACAAAACACUUAGCUACGAGUUACUUGAACAGAAUGUGGCGUUUGGUGUCGAGGCGCUGUUUGGUGAAAUUGGAGGUAAUAUGGGUCUGUUUCUUGGAUGCAGCCUAAUGACCAUUUUUGAGUUUGCCGAUCUUCUUGUGGCCUUGGUUUUCGUUCGUUCAUUGCAUAAAGAAUAUCAGACUUAAUAGACCUUAAUAUACCCUCAGAUAUCAGAGCGAUUGAUCAGGAAAUAUAGUGUUUUGUUCAACUCUUGGAAAUGGAACAUGCGACUGAGUCAUUCCUGCCCGGUGAACCCUAUCAAGACAGGCCAGGCUCCUGUAAUUGUAAACUGUCAGCACCCGUUUAACUACUGAAAUCACGACUUUUCUGAAAAGUAGCUCUGCAUGUACGCAUAUAAUGAGUCAAGAUAUUCACAUUUAGCUGGAAAAUCAAGGUCGUCACGUUUAUUUAUCAAUUCAUAACCACUUGAUUUUGAUGACACAACUGCGCCCUGGCUACAGCAGUGCGAUACUUACUAGACUGGUCUAAAUCUGCGAGAACCAAUAUACAAAUGAACUGUUCGAUUAUGUUUGACCGUCCAUAGCCUAGAACCAUUUGUUAUCGAUUACUUAACAUUAUUUUCAAGCCGAACAGGUUCGGAGACGAAUUUGACAUGAAAUUAGACAAAUGACUUCCACAGAGAUUUCAGCCAAAACCUGAAGGAGCAAUAUGUCAUUCAUUUUAUCAAAUCUUUUCAUUACUGAAGGUGAAAGAAGGAUGUAAAAGAAUAGGCUUGUGAUAAGAUCGCUAGCUCCAUGACUUUACAUUUUUAAGUUAGACAGCCAAGUAUAGCCAUUGUAAUAACGUCACGUACGCUUACUAGUACCAAAUAAAUUUGCUUUUGACACAAGUAAAUAGUACUGUAUA